Dermatophagoides pteronyssinus (European house dust mite) is the source of this 1921-nucleotide messenger RNA. Its product is annotated as equilibrative nucleoside transporter 3-like. The record is from RefSeq and is a predicted model, not a curated record. Gene Ontology annotation, molecular function: nucleoside transmembrane transporter activity. Gene Ontology annotation, biological process: nucleoside transmembrane transport. NCBI's taxonomy places the organism in Eukaryota, Metazoa, Arthropoda, Arachnida, Sarcoptiformes, Pyroglyphidae. Gene Ontology annotation, cellular component: plasma membrane.
ACCAAAAAACAGAUGCUAUAUAAAUCAACAAGUUGCAAUCCAAUCAAUCAAUACUGUGUGCUUGUCAAUAAUUCGUUCGAAACGAAUUUGAUUAAAUCGUUGAUUUUCUCUUUCAUUUUUCGUUGGUUGUGUUGUGGUUUCAGGUUUCGCCAAACGUGCAAAUGCACACAGACAAAUGUAAUCUUCUUUUUUGUUACAAAUCAGAUAUUUUUCCAUAAGGCAAUAGUAAUAAAUAUUAUCCACAUUUCAAUUGACAAAGUCUAUUUGAUGCCAUAAAAAAAUUUUGAUAAUUUUUUUUCUAUUUGCCGCUAUAAAGUUUAGUAGCUAGGAUAAAGUUUUUUUAGUUUGCCUUUUCAUUAGUAUACCGCAUUGCUUUUUCGAAUCCCAUGUCCAUUGUGGCGUAUAGCGAUCAUCAUUAGUGAAGAUGGAUUUAAACCAUAACGACAAUCAUAAUAAUGAUCCAUUAGAUAGAUGGCAUAUGAUUAAAAUUGUGUUCAUUUUACAUGGAAUUUCCGCUUUGCUACCAUGGAAUAUGCUUAUCAAUGCAGACAGUUAUUUCGUCGAUUACAAAUUGGUUCGCCCAAAUCAAACAAUGAUGACCAACACUUUUUCAUCGGACCAUAUCGAUGCCGGAAUGAAUAUAACCGAAAUUAUUCAUUCGGAUAUUUUGGAAAAUUAUCGUCAAAAUUUCCUACCUUAUUUGAGUACAGCAUCCAAAGUGCCAAACAUCAUCUUUCAAUUGGCCAAUCUAUUAUUCUGUUCGAGUCCAAGAUCGUAUCGAAUUCGAAUGAAUUUAACAUUUCUGGUACAGAUAGCAUUGUUUAUCAUAAUGAUUGGUUUGGCUUUUAUCGAUACCAGUGAAUGGCCGGUAGUGUUUUUCUGGAUUACAAUGAUCAUUGCCAUUCUAUUCAAUACGGUGAAUGGAAUAUUUCAAAGUUGCAUCUAUGGAUUCGUGGCCAAAUUCCCGAUGAAAUACAUUAAUUAUGUUACAUUUGGAUUCAGUUUCAGCGGAACGAUAGCAUCCAUUUUUCUGAUUGUAUCACUAAUGUUAUCACCACAUCCUCGAACAGUGGCAUUAUAUUAUUUUUCAUUUGCAACCGGAUUUAUGAUUUUAUGCUAUAUUAAUGAAAUAUUUCUUCUUAAAAAUCUUUUCUUUAGACAUUAUUUCUAUGGAAACGAUUCAAAAACUUUGACGAAAAAUUCCCCAAUCACAAACAAUUUGCAAUUGGAUCCAAAUGUUCAACUGAAUAACGGCUGUGGCGAACAAAAUGAUAAAUUGACAAUCAAAACUUUUAAAUUUGUUUGGAGAAAAUGUUGGAUUCAACUAUUGAACACAGCUCUAAUUUAUUUUUCAUCCUUUGUUAUAUUUCCGGCUAUUCAAGCGGCAAUCAAACCGAUCGAUAAUUUGGUUGAUCAAAAAUUUUUCGCACCAAUAUUUUGUUUUUUAUUUUUCAAUACCUUUGCCUCCAUUGGUAAUUAUGUGGCGGAGAAACUACGUAAACCAAAACCAUCGGGUCUAAUAUAUUUAGUAGUGCUUAGAUUUUUAUUCAUACCAUUCUUUUUAUUCUGUAAUUAUAUUCCUGAUCAACGAAAGUGGCCAGUAUUGAUCCAAAGUGAUUAUAUUUAUAUUAUUGGAUCGGCAUUAUUAGCAUUUUCCAAUGGCUAUACAUCUAGUUUAGCAAUGAUGUAUGCACCGAAAUCAGUACCCGAGCAAUAUGCAUCGUUGAGUGGAAUGAUGGCAUCAGCCGCCGUUAUAAUCGGCAUUAUCGUUGGAGUUCAAUGUUCCAUGCUAUUUCGUGCACUUAUAUCAUAGACAAGAUUAUUUCUAAUAUUUAUCUAUUCAAAAUAAUCAAUAAUCAUUCGGUUUAUUUCAAUCAAUUUUUUUCUUGCUAAUUCAAUAAAAUCUAUCAAUUCAAUUUAA